Microsporum canis CBS 113480 is the source of this 915-nucleotide messenger RNA. Its product is annotated as HIRA-interacting protein 5. Bases 1 to 915 code for a protein of 304 amino acids. The transcript is spliced from 3 exons. NCBI's taxonomy places the organism in Eukaryota, Fungi, Ascomycota, Eurotiomycetes, Onygenales, Arthrodermataceae. Gene Ontology annotation, cellular component: mitochondrion. The record is from RefSeq and is a predicted model, not a curated record. Gene Ontology annotation, molecular function: iron-sulfur cluster binding; iron ion binding. Gene Ontology annotation, biological process: iron-sulfur cluster assembly.
AUGGCAUCAAGACCUCUAUCUAAUGUGCUCUCAAGGGCCGUCUCAGGUUCCCUAUCGGCGUCGAGGCGGCGAGGCCCACAGGUGUCUUUAAGAUGGCUGUCGAGCGCGAGUAAACCUCCUAUGGUCAUCUCGUCGCAUCAUCGCCCAACCUUGCAACGCCAUCACCAACCCGUUACGCAAGGACGCAUAGGCGUUCCUUCAGACCGACGCACUAUAUUCAUCGAGACAGAUACCACCCCCAAUGCUGAUGCUCUUAAGUUCAGGCCCAAUCACCCAGUCCUUCCUGAAGGUUUUCCUGUUUCCUUCCUCGAGUACCUAACUCCGCGGUCCACCCUUCAACCGCCUUAUCCCUCUCCUCUAGCAGCAAAGCUACUCAACGUUGACGGAGUUGUAUCCGUGUUUUUUGGUUCGGAUUUUAUUACAGUAACAAAAGACAGCGAUGCAAACUGGGCCCACAUCAAACCAGAGGUUUUCAGCCUGAUUACUGAAGCAAUCACGACAGGCGAGGCAUUGAUAAACAUUGUCGACGUUAGGCCAGGCAAGGAGGGUGCUGAGGAAGCAGAGAUGGAAGAAGCCGUACGAUACAACGAAGAAGAUGAAGAGAUUGUUGGGAUGAUUCAGGAAUUACUCGAAACGCGAAUCCGACCCGCUAUUCAAGAAGAUGGCGGGGAUAUUGAAUUUCGCGGAUUUGAAAAUGGAAACGUCAUGCUAAAACUUCGCGGAGCAUGCCGAACUUGUGAUUCAAGUACAGUGACCUUGAAGAACGGCAUCGAGUCUAUGCUUAUGCAUUACAUCGAAGAAGUGAAAUCCGUCACACAAGUACUUGAUCCCGAGGAAGAAAUCGCCGCAAAGGAGUUUGCACAGUUCGAAGAGAAACUAAGGCAGCAGAAAGGGCCGACUGCAUCGCAGGGAUAG